AGUAUAAGCAGGAGAGGGGAAAGGGGAAGACAACUCUUUGCUGUAGUCUGGCGAUUUCAAACUACCACACCCGACUUCUCAAGAACUCACAUAAUACACAAGGAGAAUGGUGAAAGGAAUUAAAAAAUAUAUAACCAUUAAAUACACUUUAUUCGUCUGCUGUUACAUUUUUUGGGUAGCAAGUGCUGUUCUUAUAGCAGUAGGAAUCUACGCCAAAGUUUCCAAAGAGAAAGAUGCUGUGGACACUUUGAUGACUGACCCAGCUCUCUUGCUGAUCGUCAUUGGCUCCCUAAUGUUUAUGAUCACCUUUUUUGGGUGCUUCGGUGCAUUGCGCAAUGGAACCUGCUUACUGAAGACAUUUUCAGGGAUAUUGGUGGUAAUCCUUCUCCUACAGAUUACAGCUGCAGUGCUUGGAUUCCUGUUCACUGACAAGGUUUUGGAGAGGACUGAGAAGUUAAUGAGAAAGGCAAUUGUUAGCUAUCGGGAGGAUUUGGACUUGGAAAAUGUUAUUGACUUUGUUCAAAAAAAGUUCCAGUGCUGUGGUGUUCACACCUAUGAGGACUGGUCCGAUAACGUCUACUUCCACUGCUCUGCGGAAAACCCCAGUCUGGAAGCCUGUGGAGUGCCUUUCUCUUGCUGCCUACGACUGCACAAUGAGACAGUUUUCAACACCAUGUGUGGCUAUGAGGUCCAGAGUAUGGAGCCCAGUUCAGCAGGGAGGAGUGUGUACACCAACGGCUGCCUGGAUAAGGUUCUGUGGUGGGGGAAGCAGAACCUCUUCCUAGUGGGGGGGAUUACUGUGGGUCUGCUCUGCCUAGAGAACAGUGCAAACUGGCUCUUACCAGAAUAGAAAGAGGAGUGGGAGGCCCCGGUGCACAACUGAUCAAGACAACAAGUACAUUAGAGUGUCUAGUUUGAGAAACAGACGCCUCACAAGUCCUCCCCCCACUAGAAGGCCAGCAUCCUGGAGUCGCCUCUUCACUGUUGACAUUGGGACUGGUGUUUUGCGGGUACUGUUUAAUGAAGCUGCCAGCUGAGGACUUGCUAGGUGUAUGUAACAGCUUACAGACUGUAGGCAAAUAAAGCAACAACGUCACCUAUGGGCACAAACCCACCGUCGCUGGACCAGACAGGACUGGCAAAAACUGCUCUUCACUGACAAGUCGUGGUUUUGUCUCACCAGGGGUGAUGGUCGGAUUCGCGUUUAUCAUCGAAAGAAUGAGCGUUACACUGAGGCCUGUACUCUGGAGCAGGAUCGAUUUGGAGGUGGAGGGUCCGUCAUGGUCUGUGGCGGUGUGUCACAGCAUCAUCUGACUGAGCUUGUUGUCAUUGCAGGCAAUUUCAACCCUGUGCUUUACAGGGAAGACAUCCGCCUCCCUCAUGUGGUACCCUUCCUGCAGGCUCAUCCUGACAUGACCCUCCAGCAUGACAAUGCCACCAACCAUACUGCUUGUUCUGUGAGGGAUUUCCUGCAAGUCAGGAAUGUCAGUGUUCUGCCUCUCAAUCCCCAUUGAGCACGUCUGGGACCUGUUUGAUCGGAGGGUGAGGGCUAGAGCCAUUCCCCCCAGAAAUGUCCGGGAACUUGCAGGUGCCUUGGUGGAAGAGUGGGGUAACAUCUCACAGCAAGAACUGGCAAAUCUGGUGCAGUCCACGAGGAGAUGCACUGCAGUACUUAAUGCAGCUGGUGGCCACACCAGAUACUGACUGUUACUUUUGAUUUUGACCCCCCCCUUUGUUCAGGGACACAUUAUUCCAUUUCUGUUAGUCACAUGUCUGUGGAACUUGUUCACUUUAUGUCUCAGUUGUUGAAUCUUAUGUUCAUACAAAUAUUUACAUGUUAAGUUUGCUGAAAAUAGACGCAGUUGACAGUGAGAGAACAUUUCUUUUUUUGCUGAGUUUAUAUUAUUAGGGAAUUCUCAGCUGCAAAAAGGCCACAAAACCAGUCCAAUAACAUGUUUAAUCACAUUUGAAGAUAUACUGUGCCAGUUUAGUUGAAAACAAGCAGAAACACAUAAAGCUACACAAUUCACAGAUAGAGAAAGAAAAAUACAGUGAUUUCUAAAUCAACACAAAGACAGUGAUUUAUAAAUCAACGCAAAGACAGUGAUUUCUAAAUCAACACAAAGACAGUGCAUCGAAAAGGACUUGAGAAAAUAUGUGUGAUUGUAGGCAUGUUUGUUGUGGCCAUUCUUUUUUCAUCAUGUACCAACUUUUUGUUUUUU
This is a messenger RNA of Oncorhynchus keta (chum salmon), 2222 nucleotides long. RefSeq lists its product as uncharacterized. The transcript has 8 exons. NCBI's taxonomy places the organism in Eukaryota, Metazoa, Chordata, Actinopteri, Salmoniformes, Salmonidae. Gene Ontology annotation, cellular component: membrane. Bases 107 to 850 code for a protein of 247 amino acids. The record is from RefSeq and is a predicted model, not a curated record.